GUCGUGAGUACAAAGGUGAUUUCGUGAUGUCUGUCGGAUUUGUGAGUAAUAUGAUAUAAAUGGAAAAAUACGAGAAUCUCGGACUGGUCGGAGAAGGUAGUUAUGGAAUGGUCAUAAAGUGCAAAAAUAAGGAAUCUGGAAGGAUUGUGGCAAUUAAAAAAUUCAUUGAUAGCGAGGACGACAAACAUGUUAAAAAAAUAGCACUUCGUGAAAUAAGGAUGUUAAAACAACUGCGUCAUGAUAACUUGGUCAACCUUUUAGAAGUUUUCAGGCGAAAGAAACGGUUAUACCUUGUUUUUGAAUUUGUGGAUAAUACCAUACUGGAUGACUUGGAAAAAUAUCCUAAUGGAAUAGAUGAACUGCGCACAAAGCGCACCUUAUUUCAAGUGAUUCGUGGAGUUGAAUUUUGUCAUCUACAUAAUAUAGUUCAUCGUGAUAUCAAACCUGAGAAUAUUCUCAUCAGCCGUAAUGGUGUAGUUAAAUUAUGUGAUUUUGGUUUUGCUCGAACACUUGCUGCACCCGGUGAAGUUUACACAGAUUAUGUCGCCACCAGGUGGUACAGAGCACCAGAACUUCUAGUUGGAGAUACGAAAUAUGGCAGACCGAUUGACGUUUGGGCUAUUGGUUGCCUUGCUUCAGAAAUGUUAACAGGUGAUCCUUUGUUCCCUGGUGAUUCUGAUAUUGAUCAGUUGCAUAGAAUAGUACGCUGUCUUGGUAACUUGAGCGAAAAAUAUCAGAGUAUAUUUCAUCGAAAUCCACUUUUUGUUGGAAUGAGAGUCCCGUUUGCAAGAGAACUUGAUCCAUUGGAGAAACGACUAGCUAAAGUUUCCAAACUAACUCUUGGAUUUAUAAAGAGUUGCCUUCGAAUAGAUGCUAACGAUCGACCGACAUCGUCUGCUCUCUUACGAAGUGAAUAUUUCACUCGUGAAAAUUUCGCAUCUAUAUUCUUGGAAGAAUUAAAAACAUUAAUUAAAAAUGAAACAGAUUCAAAUAUACCUUCAUCCCUUACGAAUACUACUAGUGACAAUAAUACUGGUAAUAUAAGUGACAGUAAUAAUAAUAAUCAAAUCACAAUUAAAAAUGAUCAACCUUGUCAAAUCAAUAUUAAUAAUAAUAAUGAUAACAAUAACUCUGUAGAGUCGAAAGUUUCUAAUAUAACCACAGCAACGACAACAUCAAUGACAACUACAACCACUAAUACUACUAAUAAUAGUACUACUACUACUACUACUACUACUACUACUACUACCACAACUACUACUACCGUUAAACUUUUCUUGUCAGAUAUAAUGAAUCUAAAAAAACAGAAUAAAGAUCGAUUUAUAACUACAGAUUAUGUUGAUAUGCCAUUAACAUCACAAACUGGUCAACAGAAUAGUGAAAUUAAAGAACAAAAUAAAUCAUCUAAAACUUCUAACAAUACUUCUAAUGGCAUUUCACCUAAUACUAAACUUACUCAACUAGAAGGGAAUAAAGUAAAAUCUACUGCUACUGAACAGGUUAAUCUAACAUAUGAAGCGUCUAAAUCAAAAGUUGCAGCUAAAUCUCAAUUAUACAAUGAGUAUUUGGUACCCGAUGAAAACAUAGAUCCACAUCAUUUAUUAGACACAUUGAACAAGAAACCACACUAUGGAUCAGAUAAUGUUCUCAAUAAAAAUGAUGAUUCCAAUUCAAAUGAAAUAUCAGCAGCAGUUGAAAAAAUUAGUGACCGAUUAAAUGAGAUGCCUUCUAUCCCACAAAAGUCUUUUGGUCUGCUUACAACGAUUAAAUGUCAAAGUCCAAAACCGACAAACUCAAUCUCGAAGUCCUCUAUUUUCGGAGAUUUACGUGAACCUGUGAAUGACACUGAAUUAUCUUCCGCUUCUAUAUCAGUAUCCCCACUACAAGUAACAAAUUUAACAAAUAACGAACCGUCGUUAAUAAAUACUACUAAUCAAUCUCCGUUCAAUAACAGUUUUGUUGCUAAGGUUACUGAUGUUUCAAAUGAACCAGUCGACUGCACUUCAACAGCUAAAGGAACUUUUGUUGGCAAAUAUUUGGACUCAAAAUCUGGGGACUCACAACCUAAGGAAAUGAUUAUAAAUAAACGUUUACCUUAUCUAACUUUGAGUCAGACUAGCAGUUAUCCAUUUUUCUCACAUAAUCGAGGAGUUUAUCAAAACCCACCAAAAUCAGACCAGACAAACACGUAUAAUUCUUUAAAUGUUUCUUCAGGAACAGGAUUGUCUUCAUUAUCUCCAUUGUUAACCUAUAGUCAAACAAUUAGCAAACAAGAAAAUCCUCCCACCUUUCAACUUACAAAUACUUCAACAUCUCCAUCCACUCCUUUGCAGACAUGGACAUCACAAAUCAGUUUUAAUACAAACAACUCAUCGAAAGAUUCAAAAAGUCGACGAUAUUACCAGCCACCAAAUCAUCAUAGAAAGUCAACAUUUUCGUUGCAAUUCCCAAUGAAUAUCAGUCAUUCAGUUUAUCAACCGAUUUCAACUUCAUUAAGCAAUCACCAUCAUUGCCAUAAUCAUCAUCAUCUCUCUAUACUACAACCAAUAGGUAUUAUGCCUUCUCCAAAUAUUUUUGAUAUCCAUCAUGAUUAUUCACAUCCUGAACAAAAUGCAUCACGUAGUUCUAUUGGCCAAGUAAAUUUUUCUACACGUUCACCCUUGCAAAGUUUAUCUCAACAGAAUUUUUUAAAAAAGUCAUCUACAUCAACUCAUGCAACCAGUACAGGUAAACAGGACUAUACAUAUUCUUUUACUGGUAAUCAGCACUCAUUUACUCCACAAGUUUUACCAGCUUUUACAUGUUCUUCAUAUUCUACAAAUCAGUAUGGUACAAAUACAAAGCUUAGUCAUCAUAAUCAGUUUCCUAUAAAUAAGUUACGUAAUCCGGAUAAAUUUUGGCUUGGUAGCCUACCCAGAAGAUGAAUAGCAUUGUCACUUCACGAAAAUGUUUCCACACUUACGCAGGCGUAUUCUCUCUCAUGAGUACAUAUACAUUCCUAAUGUUGUAAGCAUCUCUCGGAUAUUUUUCACAUAUUUUGACUACUAAUAGACUCGAUCUUAACAUUAACAGGCUCAUAAAAUUUCUUUAUCGAGACUUCUUGUAUGAAUACCUUAAUACCUGUAGACAAUCAAGAAGAAUUUGAUUUCCCAUAAAUUCUAGAUGUUCUUUAAUCUUGUUAUUUAUAUUAAGCCGUAAUUUUAAUAAUUCUCCUAUGACAAAUUUUCUAUGAGCCAUUUUCAAAAGUUU
Schistosoma turkestanicum is the source of this 3249-nucleotide messenger RNA. The record is from the annotation of a GenBank genome assembly. NCBI's taxonomy places the organism in Eukaryota, Metazoa, Platyhelminthes, Trematoda, Strigeidida, Schistosomatidae.